AUGGAUCCAGACAUCAUCACCAAUGGCUCUCAUCAUGACUCUCAAGACAAUGCUCAUCCACCCUCCUCUCCUCCCGCACCGCCCUCAGACCCAGAGACAAUCCAUGACGUUCCUCCACUUGCCGGUCCUUCGACCGACAAGAAUCCUAUGUCACCUCCUUCGACCGCUCAGAACAAUAUGUCACCCGCACUUACCGACACACCUAGGUCGUCCAUGGACAUAUCGGACAGAACGGGGCAACUCGAGUCGCAGCUCUUGGCGGUGAGACAAGAGAAGGAUGUGUUACAAGCUCAAUAUAGAGCUUUACUUGGGAAAUUGACUGCUAUGCGACAAGGUUUAGGUGAAAAAUUGAAAGAAGAUGCUGAAGAACUGGAUAGAAGAGAAAACACUAUAAAUUCUCUAACAACUGACAAUGCAACAUUACAAAAUACAAUAUCAACACUUCAGAAAGAACUCGUAUCGGCCAGUCAAGAAUCUCAAAAUUUGCAAAAUCAAAUACAACAAUUACGUUCUCAAUCGGAUUCUUCAUCAUCGGAUGUUUUAUCUCUUACAAGAGAGAUGAGAGAGUUAAGAGGGGAGAUGGAGAGAUUACGGGUAGAAAGAGAAGAAUGGGAGACGGAAGCUUCGAAAGAGAGAGAAAGGAGGGAAGCGACGGAGGAGGAAAUGAAUUUGUUAGAAAGAAGAGAGAGGGAUAUGAGGAGAGAAUGGGAAAGGGCAAGGGAAGAGUUAGAAAUGGAAAGAGAAAGAGCUAGGAAUUUACAAGAGGUUCUAGGAGAGUUUCAAGCGGCCAAAGAUUCAGAGCUCAGACAAGCUACUACCGAACUCGAAACACAACUUCGACUAGCAGCCACUUCAUUAUCAGAGUUCAAACUUCGUGCUGCUAACGCCGAGACGAGACUAUCCGAAGUGUCAAACGAUGCUUUAAGAGCGUCAGCUCUGGAACUAGACGUCAGAGAGAAGAACAAGACGAUUGCAAAGUUACGACAUGAGGCCGUGGUCAAUAAUGAACAUCUCACAGAAGCUUUGAGACGGUUACGGAAAAACCAAUCUUCGGAUAAUGUGGAUAGAAGAUUAGUGACAAACAUCUUGUUGUCUUUUUUGACCACGUCCCGACAUGAUUCCAAACGAUUCGAGAUGUUGUCAAUACUUUCUACUAUCUUAUCUUGGGAUGAUACGGAGAGAGAGAAAGCGGGUUUACAGAGAAUAGGAAAAGUGCCGACUCCGAAGACUAGACGGAAAGAUAGUGGACAAGGUUCUGGGAGGAGGGGAAGAGCAGAGAUGUAUGAACCCAAUACUGACAAUGAACAGUCAUUCAGCAACCUGUUCGUCGAAUUCCUUUUAAAAGAAGCAUCCCAAGGUCAACCUUCUCGACCAGAUCCAAACCCUCAAUCAGGUUCCCCACUCCGUUCACCUCCUCCAAAUUCCGUCUCAUACUCUCCUCCCGUCACAGGAACCAGCACUCCCUUUUCCCGACCAAGACGAUUGUCGUCCAGUAGUAGCGUAUCAGCCAUGACGGAUCGUCCCCCCGGUUUACCAAUGCAUCCGAGACAAAAUAGUAUUUCACUUACUCAAGCUCUACGUCCUGGAUCAUCGGGUACACCACCUGCAGGUCGGUCAUGA
This is a messenger RNA of Tremella mesenterica DSM 1558, 1620 nucleotides long. RefSeq lists its product as uncharacterized. Gene Ontology annotation, biological process: endoplasmic reticulum to Golgi vesicle-mediated transport; Golgi organization. The coding region runs from base 1 to 1620 and encodes 539 amino acids. Gene Ontology annotation, cellular component: Golgi apparatus. The record is from RefSeq and is a predicted model, not a curated record. NCBI's taxonomy places the organism in Eukaryota, Fungi, Basidiomycota, Tremellomycetes, Tremellales, Tremellaceae. Gene Ontology annotation, molecular function: small GTPase binding. The transcript is spliced from 5 exons.